AUGGCUACAAUCCAAGAGCACUCCAUCCAAUGGCAUGAAGGCGAGAUUGCUAUGCAACGUCUCCUCAACGGACCACACUACAACAGACCGAACCCGACAUCCACCGGACUGUCCCAGGCACACGCAUAUCGCAUCGCUGUGUCUCCCCUCGCUGCAUUUGGCGCUUUAGACCGCAAGGGUCGUCCUUGGACCACCGUUCUGGGUGGAAGCCCGCAGUUUGCACAAGCUGUCGCACCUGGUGUGUUAGGUGUGCAGAGCAUCGUGGAUCUGGACUAUGAUCCUGUUGUCGAUGCUCUGUUUGGUGGCGACGAAGAUAACGGAGGGGCCAAGGGCAACGGGGAAUUGCAACGUCCUGGCCCUGAAUACGGGCCUAUAAUGGCAGGCUUAAGCAUUAACCUCAUUACUCGGGAUCGAGUGAAACUUGCCGGAAGGAUGAUUGCCGGUGCAGUGUCCAUGAGACCGGAUGGACCAGUGGGAGAGGAAGGGGCACACCUUGGCCGUAUCGGUAAGAUGCAGCUAUCCCUGCUCGUGCAGGAGGCCCUUGGCAACUGUCCAAAGUACCUAAACCAAAAGAGAAUCAUGGUUCACAAACCACGUCCCCAGCUGGUCUAUGACUCGGACAAGUCACCUGGGCCACUUCCCCGAGCCGGUUUUGAACUCAUCGAAGGUGCCGACUUGUUUUUUCUCUCGUCUACUGACGGGAAAACCAUGGACACGAACCACCGUGGCGGAUCACCGGGGUUUCUGCGAGUAGCUGAUGAGGGUGGUCAAUCCCCAAACCACACCGCUCUGACUCUUGUCUACCCCGAGUUUUCCGGCAACCGCCUUUACCAGACACUGGGCAACCUGAAGGUUAACCCACUCGUCGGCGUAGUCAUUCCAGACUUUGAGACCGGGAAUGUGGUAUAUCUCACGGGCCGAACAAAAAUCCUCGUUGGCCCAGAGGCGAGAGCAUACCUACCACAUACGAAGUUGGCAGUCCGUAUUGAGGUAGAACGAACCAUAUUUGUCACAGACGGCCUUCCCUUCCGUGGCGAGACCAUCGACUUCUCUCCUUACAACCCCCCUGUUCAACCCCUCCUGUGUAAAGCUCUUGUUGCAGAUGAACACGGAACUGUUGAAAAACAGGAGCCUAUUGCCAUGGCCAUCAUUUCGGGCCGUCAAGUGCUUUCACCAUCUAUUGCUCGGUUUACUUUUAUUCUCAAAGCGACUUCUAAAAUCAAUGCUACCCAGCUACAGUGGCAGGCUGGUCAGUACAUCACACUCGAUUUUGGCACCGAGCUUGACCUUGGUUGGUCACAUAUGCGCGACGACGACCCGCAAUCACUCAAUGACGAUUUUGUACGCACAUUCACGAUUUCCAGCCCACCUCCGUCGCCGCCAUCGCCACAUACCACUGGCCCGUUGAAAAAAUCGCCGCCUGUCGUUUCGAUCGAGCUAACAUUGCGUCGCCAUGGUCCAGUCACCAAACUUUUAUGGCGCCGCGAUCUUCGUGUUCCUUUGGAAACACCUGUACUUGCUUUUGGUGGCGAUAGAAAUUUUCACAUCACCUCACCUCGACAUGUGACUGAGAAGGCAGAGUCUCAGGAGGCUAUUUUCAUCGCUUCUGGUAUAGGAAUCACUCCCAUACUAGCACAGGCUCCUCGUCUUUUGUCGUGCCAGGGGCUUGGUGCGGGUGUACAACUGCGGGUAUUGUGGAGUCUGCGCACCAGUGAUCUUUCUGUGGCUGCGGACAGUUUUGAUCGGAUAAGCGGAUUGGCAAAGCGUACAACUGUUUUUGCGACAGAUGCAUCUGUGUCUGGAGAGCCAAAAGCAGCUUUCAAGGGAUUGGAAGAGAUGGGAGCCGUUGUUGUUACAGGGCGCCGCAUACAGAAGGUUGACAUCAUUCCUAGCCACGGUGGGGAUCAAAAAAUGGUCCGUAGGAGGUUAUACAUUUGCACGGGGCCAAAGAUGCUUGCAGACAUACAGAGAUGGUUGCCGAAUGAGGAUAUGGUCUGGGAAAACUUUGGAUUCUGA
Messenger RNA from Sporothrix schenckii 1099-18, 2016 nucleotides. RefSeq lists its product as uncharacterized. Gene Ontology annotation, molecular function: oxidoreductase activity. Lineage: Eukaryota; Fungi; Ascomycota; Sordariomycetes; Ophiostomatales; Ophiostomataceae. The transcript has a single exon. The coding region runs from base 1 to 2016 and encodes 671 amino acids. The record is from RefSeq and is a predicted model, not a curated record.